CAUCCGGGUCACUGAGUAGGUUAGCUUCAUGUUAGCAUGCUCUUAGCUUGCUGUCAAGCUAACUCAAGUUCACUCUGGACGAUUCUGCUUUCUGUUUCCAUUUUCCUCUUUCUAUAAGAAACACUCGUUAGUCGCGAUGAGCGUCAUGAUCAAACCAAUAUUUCUGAGCAGGUUGAACUCUCAGGUUCUGUCCUGCACCAGAAGAUCAUCUUUUCUCUCAGGCUGCUUUCAGCCUCGUUCAGCUCACGCUCCCAUCCUGCAGAACUGUUGUGAAACCCUCACGCCCAAAAUCAUGCCUUUGGUCAGAUACUCAGACCUAUCCACACAGAAGUACUCUAUGAUUUACACCCUGCCACACAUUAAGCUCCUCAGAGCUAUAUCCAGGCUCAAGCUGCUUCAGACUGCAAUCACUGUGGUCGUCUUGCCCCCAGUCUACCUCUUCUGCUUCCAAGGAAAUGCCUCCUUCUUUCUAGUCAGCUACGCAACUGGAAUUGCGCUUUUUGCAGGUGUCAUGCUCUACGUGGCCAGUCACUUCUUUAGAAGGGUUGUGGGAAUGAUGUACCUGGAUUCAUCCCAGACCACACUUAAAGUUUCUCACCUCACCUUCUGGGGCAAGCGUCAAGACAUCUACCUUCGCGUGUCAGACGUUAUGACCAUCGGGGAUACUGGAGACUCUGCAACUGAGACUAUACUGAAACUCAAGAGGUACAGCAGCCCAGAGACAUUUUAUUUCUCCACUCAUUUUGGACGGGUAAUGGACAAACAAGGCUUUGAAAAGGUCUUUGGAAGUUUAAAAUAAUGACUUGCUUCAGAGACAGAACAGAGUGACUUGACUAAAGUAUUCUGAUGAGAAUGGAAUAAAUGUACAAAGGAUGUAUAUUUAUUGCAUUGGAAAUUAUUAAAAUAAUUAAAAUUACAAAUUUGAAAAUUCUUGUGGGUACAAUUUCAAAGAUCUUGUCAGUCUUGGAAGUUUUAAAACAUCUGUGCGUAGGAUUUUUUUUUAUUUCCAUCUCAAUAAAGCUUCAGCAGAGUCUCCUUGAA
Molecule: messenger RNA, 1041 nt
Organism: Girardinichthys multiradiatus
Lineage: Eukaryota; Metazoa; Chordata; Actinopteri; Cyprinodontiformes; Goodeidae
Gene: tmem186
Product: transmembrane protein 186
Exons: 2
Coding region: 137-799 (220 amino acids)
Cellular component (GO): mitochondrion
Source: RefSeq, a predicted model, not a curated record